GACAAAUGUCAACCAACCAAGAUUCAGUAGUGACACGUGAAAGUAUCGUCGCUCGUCGGAUUUUGAUUCUGUCAUGGAAGUUUCCUUGAAUUUCAGUGGUGGAGCUGAGUUACUCUUUGGAAAAAUCAAGCAUCAUACAAUUAAUCUGCCUGCUGAGGAAGCGUGGAGUAUGAGGAAACUGCUUAAUUGGAUAAAAGAUAAUCUAUUGAAAGAGAGACCUGAGCUUUUUCUUCAAGGAGAUACAGUGAGACCUGGAAUUUUAGUGCUUGUUAACAAUGCUGACUGGGAAUUAGUGGGACAGCUGGAUUAUCACUUGCAGAAUAAGGAUGACUUAGUUUUCAUAUCAACACUUCACGGAGGAUAGAUGGUGACCUUACUCAUUUUUUAUUUGUCAAUUUGGCAGUGUCUUUCAUCCAAAUUUGUGAAUACAUUGAACCAAAAAGGA
Molecule: messenger RNA, 445 nt
Organism: Daphnia carinata
Lineage: Eukaryota; Metazoa; Arthropoda; Branchiopoda; Diplostraca; Daphniidae
Product: ubiquitin-related modifier 1-like
Exons: 5
Coding region: 74-364 (96 amino acids)
Biological process (GO): protein urmylation; tRNA thio-modification
Cellular component (GO): cytoplasm; nucleus
Molecular function (GO): protein tag activity
Source: RefSeq, a predicted model, not a curated record